AUGUCACGCAACGCUCAAAAGCAGCGGAAAGGUAUCAAACUACCAUUCACUCUACGGCAGGAACUAGGCAUCGAGGAACAUGGGCGACAGCAUCACGGUGGGCGGCAAACCCGAGGAGCGCAUGGAGCAGUGAGAGGGCGCAAAGAGCAGCGCAAGGUGGAGAGACAAGAGAAGAGAGGAAUCGGGAGAGGGCCAAGACAUCUCUCGAGGCAGGCGGCCGACGUGGAGGACGACGACGAGGACGAAGAUGGUGGGGAUUUUGAUCAGAGCGACGAGUCCUCUGAUCACGGACAUUCUGUCAAGAAGCAGCCAGCUGCAACAGCAUCAAAGCGAGACUCUCAACCGCAACCGCAACCCAAGUCAAUCCUAGAACAAGCGAAAGCAAGACCAGAAGAAACGACAUCACACACAGACUCUUCGCCGUCGAGUUCCCGCUCCUCAUCCCCCGCCUUGGUCCUGGACUCUUCCUCAAAGGCCUUCAAAGAUCGAGCGGCGCAGGAUGAUGCAGAGAUAUCAACGUUGGAGAAGAGACUGGGACUGAAAAAGAGGAAGAGAUCUGCCGUGGACGAUGGAUUGGACGAUAUCCUUGGUGGCCUGGAUAGCGAUGAAGAGGAUGGUGCGCCAGCGAGGAAAAGUGAGGCGCGGGAAUGGUUGGAAAGGAAGAGGAGGAAGGCUAUGGACCUGGAUGUUGAAGAUGAGAAUGAGGAAGAUGUGGAAAGCACCAGUGACCAGAGCGAUGAGUUUGACCUCGAAGAUGGGAAUGACGACGAGGAAGAUUUUGAUGCUUCGGAUCUUGAUGCUGAGAAUGAUCCCAAUGAUGACGAGGAAGAUUUCGAAGGUUUCGAGGCUGAAGACGAGCCCACGCCUCCGCCUAUAAAGAAAAUACGGGAGAACCCGUAUGUGGCUCCUGUCACAGCGGACACAGUAACCACGACGAAAUAUGUGCCUCCCUCGCUGAGGAAAGCCCAAGCAUCCGAGAGUCAAUCCCUGGAACGACUAAAACGGCAGAUUCAGGGUCACCUCAACAAGUUAUCCGAAGCAAAUCUGAUAUCGAUACUGGGCGAGGUUGAGAAAGUCUAUCAGUCAAAUCCCAGACAAGAUGUCACCACCGUGCUUAUCGACUUGCUACUUACUCUUUUCUGCAAUAAGUCGUCUUUGCAGAACACCUUUGUCAUUCUCCAUGCUGCUUUUGCAGCAGCUAUAUACAAAGUUAUCGGAGUUGACUUCGGAGCCGAUCUUCUUUCCCAGACCAUUGACCGCUUUGAGCAAUAUCAUACAGCCGACUCUCAGGGCAAAGAAUCACUAAACCUCAUCAGUCUUCUUUCCAACCUUUUCACCUUCCACGUCGUUUCUAGCGCCAUUAUCUUCGACUAUGUUCGCAUCCUUUUGUCCAAACUCACUGAAAACAACACCGAGCUCCUUCUGAGAUUGAUUCGGGACUGUGGGCCACAGCUUCGUCAAGAUGACCCUUCUUCAAUGAAGUCAAUUGUUCAGCUUAUGCAGAAGGAAUCCGCUAGAAUGACAACCCAGGGUGAACAUAUGUCGGUUCGUACGAAAUUCAUGAUUGAGACGAUCACAGACCUCAAGAACAAUAAAAUGAAGGCAGCCACCAGCAAUUCCGGGUUAUCGAGCGAACACAUCACACAGAUGCGAAAGACCCUGGGUUCUCUCAACAACCGACCCUCUUUACGCGCCAAUGAACCACUUCGUGUAAGUCGAGACGAUAUCAAGAACAGUGACCGAAAGGGUAAAUGGUGGCUUGUAGGCGCAAGCUGGAAAGGCAAUCUUGAUGCCACUCCGGCCACUAAUCGCCAUCUCGACGAAGACGACCUGGCAGCCGCUUUGCCCGACAACCACGAAAAUGAGGAUCCUGAUCAAAUAGACCUAUCUGAACUCGCCCGUGUGUAUGGAAUGAACACCUCUGUACGCCGAUCGAUCUUCAUCACACUUCUCUCCUCCCUCGAUUCCGUUGACGCCCAUACCCGCUUACUCAAAUUGCGCUUGAAACGCUCUCAAGAGCACGAAAUCCCCCAUGUCCUCUUACGCUGUGCCGCUGGCGAAGACCCCUACAAUCCCUACUACGCCCUUGUCGCGAAACGCCUGUGCAUGCAAACGAGGAUGAAAAAGGCCUUCCAAUUUGCAUUAUGGGGAUGGCUGCGAACCCGGCUAGGUGAGAAAAUGGACGCUGAAGGCGAAGAAAGUGAUGACGAGGAAGACAGCCUAGCCAUCAACGACCCAGUCAAAAUGAGCGAGAUCGCCAAUCUGUCACGCCUCUUCGCGAACUUGAUCCUCGAUGGCUCCCAAUCCCUUGGCAUCCUCAAAGUCCUUGACCUAGCAUAUGUCAAGGAGCGCACAAGCAUGUUCGUCGAACUCCUGCUAGUCCUGAUUUUCACGGAAGCUCAUACAAAUGCGAGGAAACACUCCACCACGACCUCUGCUCCCCAUGCGAGUCUUCUUCCGGAAACAACGAUCAGCCGCACCUUCGAACGUGGAGCCGUAGAGACACCUCAGAUCGUGAAGAGAUUGCAGUUCUUCAUCAAGCGGAACGUGAAGGACUCCGACCUCGUGGAGAAGCGGGAUCGCGAGGCUGUGAAGAAGGGGUGUCGUGCUGCCCUCAAGGUGUUGAAGCGGGCCGCGACGGCCGGUUCGGGUGGACCUGUUCCGGAUCUCGAUGGUGAGAAUGACUUGGAUUGA
Messenger RNA from Exophiala bonariae, 2694 nucleotides. RefSeq lists its product as uncharacterized. Lineage: Eukaryota; Fungi; Ascomycota; Eurotiomycetes; Chaetothyriales; Herpotrichiellaceae. Gene Ontology annotation, biological process: ribosomal small subunit biogenesis. Bases 1 to 2694 code for a protein of 897 amino acids. The record is from RefSeq and is a predicted model, not a curated record. The transcript has a single exon. Gene Ontology annotation, molecular function: RNA binding; protein binding. Gene Ontology annotation, cellular component: nucleolus.